Peromyscus leucopus (white-footed mouse) is the source of this 960-nucleotide messenger RNA. RefSeq names its product crystallin beta A4 (gene Cryba4). Gene Ontology annotation, molecular function: structural constituent of eye lens. The record is from RefSeq and is a predicted model, not a curated record. Bases 230 to 781 code for a protein of 183 amino acids. NCBI's taxonomy places the organism in Eukaryota, Metazoa, Chordata, Mammalia, Rodentia, Cricetidae. The transcript has 5 exons. Gene Ontology annotation, biological process: visual perception; lens development in camera-type eye.
UCCUGGGGGAGGGGUACCAACUGCCAUGCACCCAAGUCUCAGGCCAGGGAGUCACACAGCCUGAGCUUGAACUUGGGUCUUCUGGUCCCCAUCCAUUGGCCCACCUCACACAAUCUGCCUGCUGUGUUUCUUUGACCAUGCUGGACUUCAGAAAGAGGAACUCAAAGCUGGGUGUGAUGGAUGGCAUGUGCCCAUAAUCCUAGCCUGAGCAAAUGGAGACCAGAAGCUUAUGGUGGUGUGGGAUGAAGAAGGCUUCCAGGGCCGUCGGCAUGAAUUCACAGCUGAGUGUCCCAGUGUGCUGGAGCUGGGCUUUGAGACCGUGCGAUCUUUGAAAGUCCUGAGUGGAGCGUGGGUGGGCUUUGAGCAUGCUGGCUUCCAAGGGCAACAGUACGUGCUGGAGAGGGGCGAGUACCCGGGCUGGGACGCCUGGAGUGGCAACACCGCCUACCCCGCUGAGAGGCUCACUUCCUUCCGGCCUGUGGCCUGCGCUAACCACCGUGACUCGAGGCUGACCAUCUUCGAGCAGGAGAACUUCCUCGGCAGGAAGGGCGAGCUGAGCGACGACUACCCCUCUCUGCAGGCCAUGGGCUGGGACGGCCCGGAAGUGGGCUCCUUCCAUGUUCAAUCUGGGGCGUGGGUUUGUUCCCAGUUUCCCGGCUACCGAGGUUUUCAGUACGUACUGGAGAGCGAUCACCACUCGGGUGACUACAAGCACUUUAGGGAGUGGGGCUCCCAUGCGCACACCUUCCAGGUGCAGAGUGUGCGCAGGAUCCAGCAGUGAGCAGGCGCAGGCGCACUGGGGGGCCUCCGUGAACGACUGAGUGACUGGCCGGAGAUGUGGCUGUUCUUGGUUCUGGCUACCCCUAUGUCUCCUGGGAACCCCACACCCCUGUCAGCCAGCCCAUGCCCCGCCAGCUCACGAAGCUCAAAGAAAUAAAAUUAAAAACAAAAGGCUCAGUA